AUGGGGCUGUUUCAAAUCCCCGAGCUCAACACCCGGAAAGGCACCCUGCGCGCCUAUCAUCUGGCCGCCAUUGUCUUCAUCUCGUCAUUUCUGUCGGGCUAUGACUCGGGUAUUGCUGGUGGGAUCCUGACGUACAAGUCCUUUCAGGCCGACUUCCGCUACUCCGCCGCCCAUGUGUCCAAGGUCUCCUCCCUGACGGUGGGGUUGGAGCAGCUGGGGUCGUUCGUGGCCGCGCUGUGUGUCUACCCGAUUACCAACAAGUUUGGCCGCAAAUGGACCAUCAUUGGCGCCACAGCCAUCUUCUGUGUCGGCGUGAUUAUCCAGGUCAUCAACACCCGCUCGUUGCCCGCCUGGUAUGUCGGCCGUGUCGUCGCCGGUCUCGGCAUGGGCGCCCAGAGUGUCGUGAUCCCCAUGUACUCGGCGGAGAUGACCCCCAAGGAAAUCCGGGGUCGCUGUGGUUCAUUCUACCAGUGGCUCUACGCCUGGGGUGUUUUCCUGGCGUACUGGAUUAACUACGGUGUUGCCGCGAACCUCUCAAUCGCUGCCACCUCGCGCGAGUGGCAGAUCCCCGUCGGGUUGCAACUGGUGUCUGCCGGCGCCCUGCUGAUCGGCUCCUUCACCCUGCCCGAAUCGAUCCGGUGGCUCCUGACGCAAAAUCGGACCGACGAUGCCUGGAAGUCCAUCACCUGGAUCCGUGGCGAUGAUGGCCCGAAGACACGCGAGGAGUUCACCGAGACCCAGCUGGGUCUGCAGGCCGAGCGCGCUGAGCGCGAAGGCUUCUCGAUCAAGGAAUUGCUGGAGCCGGCUAACCGCCUGCGUUUCAUGGUCGGGCCUCUGCUGUUCAUCUUCCAGAAUGCCACAGGAAGCAGCGCUCUGGCGGUGUUUGCCCCGCAAUACUUCAAGUUGGUGGCCGGCGGCUCAAGCCAGCAGAGCCUGCUACUGACCGGUCUGUUUGGUGCCGUCAAGGUCAUUGCCUGCUCCUUCUUUAUCUGGGUCCUGUCGGAGCGCUUCGGUCGCCGAGUCACGCUCGUCAGUGGUGCUGCUCUCAUGUCUGCUUGCAUGCUGAUCACGGCGCUGAUUGUCGACAAUACCUCAACUAAUGUGAAUGGACAAGUCACCAACGCCGGGCGGGCGACUGUCGCGAUGAUCUACCUCGACAUUAUGAUCUACAACUGCUCCUGGGGUCCAAUGCCCUGGGCCUACGUGCCCGAGAUCUUCCCGACCCGGAUCCGCGCGCUGGGCCUGGCACUCAGCAUGCUCGCCCACUGGGCCUCAUCAUUCUGCUUCUCAUUCGCAAGCCCCUACAUGAUCACCAACGUCGGCGCUAACACCUUCCUGAUCUUCAUGGGCUUCGACAUCGUAGCCACAGUCUUCUGCUGGUUCUUCGUCAGGGAGACCCGUGGCAAGAACCUCGAGGUUGCCGCUGGUACGGAGUGGGAGGUUGCCGAACGCAGCUCGUCCGAUGAUGGCGAGAAGGGUGGCGUGCUUGGUCCUGACGGCAAGCGGGUACAGCUCGUCAGCGUGCAUGAGAACUUCCAUGCCAAUCUCAGGCAUAAGUCUUAG
Messenger RNA from Penicillium lagena, 1563 nucleotides. Its product is annotated as sugar porter family MFS transporter. The record is from RefSeq and is a predicted model, not a curated record. Bases 1 to 1563 code for a protein of 520 amino acids. Gene Ontology annotation, cellular component: membrane. Gene Ontology annotation, biological process: transmembrane transport; carbohydrate transport. Lineage: Eukaryota; Fungi; Ascomycota; Eurotiomycetes; Eurotiales; Aspergillaceae. Gene Ontology annotation, molecular function: carbohydrate:proton symporter activity. The transcript has 3 exons.